UAACGUGACUAAUCCAAAUAAUCCAAAAUUAAGUUCCUCUUUAUUAUGUUAAUAAAUCGUCUAAAAAAAAAUGAGCAACACAAUCCUGACAAUAUUCAAUCCUGCUAUGCAAUUGUGCUAACAAAUAGUAUCACGCUGAUGGGUUUUCUUACGUAGCCCCAGUGGCCUAAUGGAUAAGGCACUGGCCUCCUAAGCCAGGGAUUGUGGGUUCGAGUCCCAUCUGGGGUGACUGUUAAUUUCUUUAUCCUUACUUCAACAUUGUGUUUUUAGUCAUUUAACAAACAAUUUGGGAAGUAUUUUUCUGCCGACUAUCAUCAUGAAUUCUUGACCGCUGUCGCACUAAUUUUCGGUGUUACUCUCCGUUCAGAACCUCAUAUAUGAUGAGGAAACCGAGCAUCUGUUUGUGCGUCCUGCUGUGCUCUGUGGCUGCAUCGCUGGAUGGAGUUGGAAGACAAAUUAGCAAGGUGCAAAUUUACCAGGCCACGGUGAACUGGGAUGCUGCCCAGAAGAGCGUGACCCUGCAGGAGGGGGUGAUGGCGCGGGACGGGGGCGCCUGCGGAUUCUUCAACGACUCUCUGCUGCUCUCUGGAUGGGGCGUGUUGGAGAUCCAGGCCGGCUUUGGAGGAGCGCCGCAGGACGAUGAAAUCACAUUUUACCUGGCUGGUUACCUGGAGGGCUACCUGACUGCUGGACAGAUGUUCAGCCAUUACACCAACAUGUUUCCUCAGCUGGUCAAGGAUGAGCGAGUUUUAAUGCCCUUAAAACACUUCAUCAGCAAACAGGACAGCUGGGCCAGAGAGCAAGCGGCUCAGAGGAGGAACAGCGACCCCCUGUGGAAGCAUGUGGGACUGAUCCUGGCCCAGCUGGACGGGCUGCACGCUGGAGCUGCAGAGUGGGCCAAAAGCAGACACAGGGAGGCCCUGCCGCUGUUCGCGCUCCAGUUCCUGAAUGGUGUGGGUGACCUCCUGGACCUGGUCCCGGCUCUGACGCCUCGCUCCAACUCCUCGGCGGGCUCGGCCGCCUUCAGGCGGCCCGGGAUGGGCCUCUGCACGGCCCUCAUAAAGGUUCUGCCCGGCUAUGAAAACCUGCUGCUGGGCCACUCCAGCUGGUACAGCUACGCCGCCACCAUGCGGAUCUACAAACACUGGGACUUCAGGGUUUCCGAUCCGCGCGUCCACACCGGGCAGAUGUCCUUCAGCAGCUACCCGGGGUUCCUCAUGUCUCUGGAUGAUUUCUACCUGCUGGGCAGCGGCCUGCUGAUGACGCAGACCUCCAUCGGCGUCUUCAACGCCUCGCUGUUCUCGCGGCUCAGCCCACGCCGCCUGCUGGCCUGGCAGAGGGUCCGCCUGGCCAACGGCCUGGCCCGCAGCGGGGAGGAGUGGGCGCAGCUCUUCUCCAGAUACAACUCAGGAACCUACAACAGCCAGUACCUGGUUCUGGACCUGAGCAGGGUUCUGCUGCGCCGCAGCAUCCGGGCCGGAGCGCUGACGGUGGUGGAGCAGAUUCCCGGGAACGUUGUCCACUCCGACCAGACUCCGGCUUUACGCAGAGGUUACUGGCCGUCCUACAACGUCCCGUUCCACGCCGAGGUCUACGCCCAGAGCGGGUACGCCACCAUGUGGGGGCGCUACGGAGAGGACUUCUCCUACGACCUUUGCCCCCGAGCCAAAAUCCUCCGCAGAGACCAGGCCAAGGUGUCCGACCUCAGCUCCCUCAAAUACAUCAUGAGAUACAACAACUAUAAGAGAGAUCCCUACUCCAAGGGCCAUCCAUGUAAGACCAUCUGUUGCCGUAACGACCUGAGACCAAGGAGGCCACGCCCAGGAGGUUGCUAUGACACCAAGGUGACAGACUACCAGAUGGCCCUGCAACUGACCGCCGAGGCCGUAAACGGGCCCACCACCCAGGGGGGACUCCCCCCGUUCUCCUGGAGGUCCUUCAACCUCACGGCUCAUCAGGGUCUCCCAGAAACCUACACGUUUCCCUUCGUCACCAUGAAGCCCACGCUGCGCCGGCCCUGAGAUGUUGGCCAGCUAAGGCCAGCUAACAUUUUAGCUAACAUUUCCGCCUGUUAGCUGGCCUGUUAGCUACAGCUAACAGGUGGCUAUAGCCAGCUAACAUUUCCGCCUGUUAGCUAGCUAUAACUAGGUUUGGAUGUUAAGCUUUUUUCAUUAAAAAAAGUAAUCCUUGUUAUUCUUUAACCAUCAGGAGUUUCUACCUCUGUGUCUUUUCUUCUGUAUAAAAAUAUUUUAAAUGUUUCAACUACAUUGAAAAUAAUUUCUACUGAACACAGCGACCAAGUGACUUAACAGGUUUUGAUCCAGUGAAUACAGUUUUUUAAUCUCUCUA
This is a messenger RNA of Poecilia latipinna (sailfin molly), 2349 nucleotides long. RefSeq names its product phospholipase B domain containing 1b (gene plbd1b). The transcript has 11 exons. Gene Ontology annotation, molecular function: glycerophospholipase activity. Lineage: Eukaryota; Metazoa; Chordata; Actinopteri; Cyprinodontiformes; Poeciliidae. The coding region runs from base 378 to 2021 and encodes 547 amino acids. The record is from RefSeq and is a predicted model, not a curated record. Gene Ontology annotation, cellular component: extracellular region. Gene Ontology annotation, biological process: phospholipid catabolic process.